AUGGCCCCAAUUAGACUUUCAGACGCUGUUCUGCGAGAGCAUGGGUCUCUGGAGGCUAUGUUUCGAUCCGCGCCCAUGUCAUUGGUCCAAUUCUAUGUGACAAUUGAGCUUGCACGAGAAAUGGUUGGUACUCUUGGUGCCCUUGGAUGCGUCCAAUUCCGUGAUCUCAACUCGAAACUUACUCCGUUUCAACGUACUUUUGUCAAUGAAUUGCGAAGUAUAGAUACAAUGGUGGGACAAUUGAGAUACCUACAUUCGAUUAUGGACAAACAACAUACAUUGAGUGUCGAUUACUAUUCCAAUUUGAAAGCCGAUAGAAAGCCAAUUCCAAGCUCCUCUCAAAUGGAUGAGAUAAAGCACCACAUUCAAGAGUUUCAUGAGCGGAUCAAGCACUUGGAUGAAUCUUUUAACAGAUUGAAUUUACAAAAAUUGAAAUUGUAUGAAAACCGAAACGUUGUCAACACACUUUCCGAGUUUCAUAAAUCCUCGUUGGUUUCCGAUGACUUGAAUGCUACAGUUGAAUAUGCAGCUCGCCAUCUGUUUGAAGGUGGUGGAGACGACAAUGAGGCGUUAUUGAGCCAAGAGCAUCUUCGUGCUCAAAGCCUCGAACUUGGCCUCGAGACAGAAUCAUUUAGCGAGACUGCCAAUUUCAAUGCACUUGCUGGUUCCAUCGCUGCGGAUAAGGUUCCUAUUUUGAGAAACAUUCUUUGGAGAACAUUGAGAGGCAACUUGUAUUUCCACGAUGCUCCGAUGGAAGGUGGCUAUCCUGCCAGUGACAAUUCUGCUGAGUUGGUCACUAAAAGUGUAUUCAUAAUCUUUAUUCAUGGGGAAGCAUUGAGAUCUCGCGUUAGAAAAAUAAUCAGUUCACUUGAUGGACGCAUUUUUGACAAUGCCACAGGCAAUUCAAGUGCUCGUAGAGCUACUUUGGACGAAAUCAACUCAAAAAUAGAAGACCUCAGUAGUGUUGUUAGUAGCACAAAAGACCAAUUGGUGACUGAGUUGCGUGUGUUUCAGGAAGUUUAUCCAGAUUAUAGUUACAAUGUGGAAAGAGAAAGAAUGAUAUUUGAGACAUUGAACAAGUUUGACGAAGAUAGUACUCGUCGUUGCUUGGUUGGUGAAGGAUGGAUUCCUUCGAGUGAGUUUAAAAAGGUUAAGUCUUCUCUUGCGAGAUUGAUUAGAAACAAGACUAAACCUAAUCGUCGAAAUUCAGUGGAGUCUUUACCUGAUUCUGAAACAGCAAAUGAAACUGAUACUUCCAUGUUUGUUAUUGAAGAUAGUGACCAUGAUAUCAGUGGAUUUGAUUUUGUUGGAGGUAAUGAAGAAGACGAUAAUGAUGACGAGGAAGGAGGUUCGUUUGUUGCAGUUGUUAAAGAGUUAACUACUAAUAGAACACCUCCAACAUACCACAAAACCAACAAGUUUACUGCUGCUUAUCAGCUGAUUAUCGAUGCAUAUGGUAUUGCCACUUAUCAAGAAGUCAAUCCUGGUCUUGCCACGAUUAUCACUUUUCCAUUUAUGUUUUCAAUCAUGUUUGGUGAUUUGGGCCAUGGUUUUAUUGUGCUUUUGAUGGCAUUGUAUUUGAUCAAAAAUGAGGUUUCGUUUGGCGCCAUGAGGAAUAAGGACGAGAUUUUUGCCAUGGCGUUUAAUGGAAGAUAUAUUAUUCUUUUGAUGGGAUUGUUUUCAAUUUAUAUUGGGUUUAUUUACAAUGAUGUGUUUUCAAAGUCAAUGAGCCUUUUCUCAUCAGGAUGGGAAUGGAAAAUUCCUGAGAACUACGAUAAAGUCAAGGGAGGCACGUUAAUUGCAUCUAAAAUACCUGGCAAAACGUAUCCUUUUGGUCUUGACUGGGCAUGGCAUGGUACUGAGAACAAUUUGCUUUUUACAAAUUCAUACAAGAUGAAAUUAUCAGUGCUAAUGGGGUACAUCCACAUGAACUAUUCGUUAGCUUUCAGUCUUGUAAACUAUAUUUAUUUCAAAAGAAGAGUUGAUAUUAUUGGAAACUUUAUACCUGGGUUUCUUUUCAUGCAGAGUAUCUUUGGCUACUUGUCAUUGACCAUUGUUUACAAGUGGUGUGUUGACUGGCUUGGCACUGAAAGACAGCCACCCGGAUUGCUUAACAUGUUGAUCAAUAUGUUUUUGUCGCCGGGGACCAUCGAGGAGCCAUUAUACGCGGGUCAAAAAUUUAUCCAGAUUAUUUUGGUGCUUAUUGCUGCUGUUUGUGUUCCAUGGUUGCUCAUAUACAAGCCAUUGACAUUAAAGCGAGAAAACGAUAGAGCAAUACAGCUUGGAUAUUCCGACAUAAACUCACAGAGACAUCAUUCGAUUAUUCUUCAUGAGGUAGACGAGGAUGCAGCAGCAGUAGCAACGUUACAAUCGUCUGAUGGCGACAACGACGAUGAUGAGCUCAACUUUGAUUUAGAAUCUGAGGACGAUUUUAGAUUUCCCAACGAUAUAGAGCCCAUGGUUCACUCUGCAGCAGCACAUGGCGAUGGCGAUGGCGAUGAUGGCGGCUUUAAUUUUGGUGAUAUUGUUAUUCACCAAGUGAUCCACACAAUUGAAUUCUGUCUCAACUGUGUUAGUCAUACUGCUUCCUAUUUGCGGUUGUGGGCACUUUCUUUAGCCCACGCACAGUUAUCCACAGUGUUGUGGUCAAUGACUAUUCAAAAUGCAUUUGGACGAACUGGAACUGUUGGUAUCUUGGCGACAUUCUUUUUAUUUGCAAUGUGGUUCCUGUUGACUGUUUGUAUAUUGGUAUUCAUGGAAGGUACGUCGGCUAUGUUGCAUUCUUUGAGACUCCACUGGGUGGAAGCAAUGUCCAAAUUCUUUGAAGGUGAAGGUUAUGCAUAUGAGCCAUUCACUUUUUCGUCUAUAGAGAUCUAG
This is a messenger RNA of Lodderomyces elongisporus, 2877 nucleotides long. RefSeq names its product Stv1p (gene STV1). Gene Ontology annotation, biological process: proton transmembrane transport; vacuolar acidification. Lineage: Eukaryota; Fungi; Ascomycota; Pichiomycetes; Serinales; Debaryomycetaceae. The transcript has a single exon. Gene Ontology annotation, molecular function: proton-transporting ATPase activity, rotational mechanism; ATPase binding. Gene Ontology annotation, cellular component: fungal-type vacuole membrane; vacuolar proton-transporting V-type ATPase, V0 domain; vacuolar proton-transporting V-type ATPase complex. The coding region runs from base 1 to 2877 and encodes 958 amino acids. The record is from RefSeq and is a predicted model, not a curated record.